This is a messenger RNA of Sinocyclocheilus grahami, 1762 nucleotides long. RefSeq names its product gastrula zinc finger protein XlCGF57.1-like. Gene Ontology annotation, molecular function: DNA-binding transcription factor activity; RNA polymerase II cis-regulatory region sequence-specific DNA binding. The transcript has 3 exons. Bases 228 to 1616 code for a protein of 462 amino acids. Lineage: Eukaryota; Metazoa; Chordata; Actinopteri; Cypriniformes; Cyprinidae. Gene Ontology annotation, biological process: regulation of transcription by RNA polymerase II. The record is from RefSeq and is a predicted model, not a curated record.
AGACUCUGGUAGGACCGGAUGAUGAUGGAGAGCAUCUUGUUACAGAAUCGGAGUGUGCAAGAGCCGUGGCUUUGAAUGAUUCUGUGCUAACACUUCCAGAAGACCACAAUUCUACAGAUGUAAUAGAGGAAUCAGACUCUAAUACUGAACAGUCAGAGUUCCUGUCUUCUCCUUUGUCUACACAACCAGUGCCUGAAGACAGUGCUGUACCUAAAAUACUUGUAAGCAUGCGCAGAUCUGCACAGAAGCCUGUUAUCUCAGAAAACAAGGGUGACCCUGUGGAGACUGACAAGUCUGAUUGCACCUCAGAUAACACAAAUGGAUCCUCUCACACUUACUCAUGCUCGCAGUGUCCAUUCAGUCACUCUCAGGAGCAAAACCUCAGAAGUCACAUAAAGAAAGUCCACUCCACUGAAGUAAUGGGAAGUGGGACUGCAGUUGACCCCAAUUUGCCCAACAGCUGUCAUGUUUGUGGCAAAAGCUACCACUUCCCGUGCUCAUUAAAAGCCCAUCAGAGCACCCACACCGGAGAGCGUCCUUUUCUCUGUCCAGUAUCUGAAUGCGGCCGCAGUUUCUCCCAUUCCCAGGCCCUCCGUCGCCACAGACUCAUUCAUGUGCCCAAAGACAUCCUAAUAUCAUCAAAUGAUGUUCCUGAGGAAAACAAACCACAAAAGCCAGAAUCCCAAACCUAUGACUGUCUGUACUGCGGAGAGACCUUCAGCUCGCUCAGCGCCAGGAGAGACCAUCACAAGACCCACCCUGAAGAAGCAGUGCAUCGCUGCAACACCUGCGGGAAGCAGCUUAGCUGUCAGGCAGCUCUAAUCCGACACAAGCGGAUCCAUGCAGAGGAACGACCCUAUAAGUGUACCGAAUGUCAGUCCACCUUCAUUUGCGCAACCUCUUGCAAACGACACAUGCUGACCCAUCAGCCGGAGAGACCAUUCAUUUGCACCUGUGGAAAGGGCUUCACAUACAUGGAAGAGAGACCAUACCGUUGCACGGACUGCGGGAAGGGGUUUCUGUACCCAGGGGCUUUGGCGCAACACCAGAGAACCCACUCCAAAGAGAAACCAUGCCUUUGUGCACAUUGUGGGAAGAACUCUAAUAUAGAGAAUUCUCUUUGUUCACACUCGGACAGCCACGGCACAGAGAAAACUUUUAAAUGCACCUUGUGCGACAAGUCAUUCGUGUUCAAGGCCAGCUUGGCCCGGCAUAAACUCACACACACCGGAGAAAGACCGUUCCUUUGUGCAGACUGUGGAAAGGCCUUUUUCACCUUCGGAGAGUUGCUCAAGCACCAGCGCUACCACACAGGACAUAAACCUUUCCGAUGCCUGGACUGCAAAAAGAGUUUUACGCAAGCGUGCUACUUGCAGGUCCACAUGAGGCACCACACAGGCAUACGGCCUUAUUCGUGUUCUGAGUGUAACAAGAGUUUCUUCAGUUCUUACCGCCUUAAGAGGCACCUGCGGAUUCACACGGGAGAGAAACCCUUCCAGUGCUUGGACUGCGGGAAAAGAUUUCAACAGUCAUAUCACCUGAAAGUGCACUUCCAGACUCAUGUAGAAAAGAGAUCUGAAAGCAGGACGUCUAAUGCUUCAUUGAUGGCAUCAUAAUUACUGGGGGGGGAUAUAAAGUAUUAUGUUAAGUGUUUACACACACAUUAUGAAUGUUUUUUUUUUUUUGUGCAUAUUUGUUCUCAUACACACACACAGGUUCCUUUAAUGUGGGUCAAAUUGUGUUUUAUAUCAACAUUAGGUGA